AUGGAGUGUCAGGAACUGCCUUAUGUACUAAUUGACUGUAUAGGAGGGAAGCAUGGAGUAUAUGAAGACCACGUUGAGUUUCUGGAGAAACAUUUUCAUCUCAUCACCAUGAAAGAAUAUCUUGAAAACAAGAAAUUUCUUGGCAAAAAGAUCAGAGCUAUUUAUAUGUGGUAUCACAAACCAGUUAUUAAUGAAGAGCUGCUCCAGAGCUUGCCUAACUUGAAGAUAGUUGCGAGCUCUGGAGUGGGAAUUGAUCACUUGGACCUGAACCUCCUCUCCAGCUACGGUGUGAAAGUGUCCAACACUCCAUUUGUUGUUUCCAUUGACACUGCAGACUUGGGUAUGGCUUUGAUGCUGGCAUCUUCCAGGAGACUCGUGGAAGGCUAUCAGAUGGCAGUCUCUCCCGAAACGGAGUAUUUCCCUGCUGACUGGCUGGGGGAUGAGGUUUCUGGGACGACCCUGGGGAUCGUGGGAAUGGGCACCAUUGGCUACAAAGUGGCCCAGAGAGCCAAAGCCUUUGAAAUGAAGAUUUUAUACCACAACAGGAAUCAGAGAAACAAGGAAGAAGAAAGUGCUGUUGGAGCUAUUUACUGUAAGAAGAUAGAUGAUUUACUCCAACAGUCAGAUUUUGUGUUGCUGUCUGUGAACCUGACUCCACAGACUCACAAACUGAUUGGGAAGAGGGAGCUGGAGCUGAUGAAACCCACAGCUACUCUCAUUAAUAUCAGCAGAGGUCUGGUUGUGGAUCAGGAUGCUUUGGUGGAAGCCCUUCAAAACCAAGUUAUUAAGGCAGCUGCUCUGGAUGUGACAUAUCCUGAACCUUUGCCAAGGGACCACCCCUUGUUAAAGCUGAAGAAUGUUAUAAUAACUCCCCACAUUGGAAGUGCCACCAAAAAGACACGCCGCCUUAUGAUGGAAAACAUGACGGAAAGCAUACAAGCGGGUCUUACAGGUCUUCCUGUCCCUAAUGAAGUGUUACCGUAAAGCAGUUACAUUCAGCGUUAAUGCCAUCAGUGUUUAUCUGGGUGUGAGGAAACAGUAAUUUGAUCACCCUUCACGUAAUUAUUCCAUGUGUGUUAUACAGAUAAAACAUA
Molecule: messenger RNA, 1094 nt
Organism: Phaethon lepturus (White-tailed tropicbird)
Lineage: Eukaryota; Metazoa; Chordata; Aves; Phaethontiformes; Phaethontidae
Product: glyoxylate reductase/hydroxypyruvate reductase-like
Exons: 5
Coding region: 1-984 (327 amino acids)
Cellular component (GO): cytosol
Molecular function (GO): NAD binding; glyoxylate reductase (NADPH) activity; hydroxypyruvate reductase [NAD(P)H] activity
Source: RefSeq, a predicted model, not a curated record